Messenger RNA from Penicillium subrubescens, 5529 nucleotides. RefSeq lists its product as uncharacterized. NCBI's taxonomy places the organism in Eukaryota, Fungi, Ascomycota, Eurotiomycetes, Eurotiales, Aspergillaceae. The transcript has 2 exons. Gene Ontology annotation, molecular function: protein binding. The coding region runs from base 1 to 5529 and encodes 1842 amino acids. The record is from RefSeq and is a predicted model, not a curated record.
AUGGGCAACGAACCAUGGCUCGACAGUCUGUCCGACGACUGGCCCUCAGCGCCUGCGACUCCUACGACGCCUGGACCGGCCAAAUCCUUCCUUGCCUCUUCUCCUCGCCGUGCACAGGAUUCCCCCAGUCGCAUUCCAGUGGCUGCCCGCCGAUCUGUGGCACAACAGUCAUCCCCGGUUGAUCACUCGAAAAAAGUGACCCGACCAUGUCAUUUCAUUAGGAGAGAACCUCCGACCCCCAAGACCCGUCGAACCCCCAAACCCAGGACGCCCGUGAAGCCUCAGUCAACGACACCCGCGAAAGCCAGAUCAGAUACCCCAAAGUCCUCUCCGAAGCCGUCUCCGAAGCCAAUCCCGAGACCAACACCAAAGCGCAGCCCGAGGCCGAGCUCGGGUGCGGCAGGCAAACAACCGGUAAACAUGGACACGCGCUCCCCAUUACGAUCGGUCUCGAAUGUUUCCAGCACUCAAUCGGAGUACCAGAGCACAGACACCGUGCAGAUUAAGCCGAAGAAGGGUCAAAAUGGAGGAGGAGCUACACCAGAAUGGCGGAAGCGCCUAGUGCGCGGGGAGAUUUUGGCGGCCGAACAACGCGACUUGUUUGCGCCAAUGGGUCUCGAGAGUGUCUUUAAGCCACCCUCGCCUGGCUCGGGAGUCGGCCAGCAAGAUUCCAUCCCGUUUACGAGACAGGACGAUCAAUUAUGGGAAUUCACCGACGCGACUUCUCGGCGCGGGAGCGCGAAUGGGGAAGAUGGGGAGAACGAGAGUGUGCCAGAACAUCUCGAGGAUGAAUUUUCAGGUCCUGGAGCAGAAUCGCCUAUGGGUACAGUCAAUCGAGCCCCAUGGGCAGAGAGACCGCCAUUCGACACGGACUUGACCCAAGAGGGACAUUCACAAGGAGAAGACACGGGCAUGCGAACCGCGAGCGGACUCGAGGAUCUUCGCAAUGAAGGAAUUACACCGAUCACAUUCACUCGACCGAAUACCCUUGAUGGUGGAGCCGCCUCGGAAGUGAUCAAGUCUGCGCUCAAGCAGGUCACAAACAAACUUGAAAGUUUGUCCAUUGACCCUGACAACCGGCCCGAUUCACCGGCUAGCGACAGCUUCCUCUUUUAUAACCACAGCGAACCCCGAUUCGGCGACUCACCGAGAGAUGACAGCCUGCUGGAUGUGACCAGUCACUCCUUGCCGCAGGACCUUUCGAUGGGCACGGUCGACUUUAACCGCCGCGGUGCCGGUCGUGCUUUCCACCACCGGUUCUCUCCUUCCCCAUACCCUUCCCACCGCAAACUACCUGCAGCCCUCGCAAACACCAAAAUUCGCAGCUCUCCUCUCUUCAGCCGUUCACAGACAAACGGAUCACCCGCCCUACCUCGCCCUUCUUCCUCGCACGUGCGUCCUUCGACGUCCGGGGAUGCUACAUCAAAAGAGGGAACCAUGCCUUCGUCGGGCAGUCCCCUCAAAUUGUUUGGUGAGCACGACACUUUCACAAACAACCGACUUUUGCGACGCAUGAGCCAGUUUGAAGAAACCUUCGGCGACGGUUCAGACGGGGAUGAGCCACCAUCACCAUCGGAGGAAGCCCGUCGCAAAGGCGAGAGUCGCAGCUUCCUGAAUGCUCGGCACGAGCCGCUCAAUGAAAUCUCCUCAAGACUGAACGAGCGGCUGGCGUCGCGAAACGCGAAUCGCCCUCGCAUAAGUCGAUUCGGGGACGGAGAACUCGACAAAUUUGAUUUUUCGGACGCCAGUCCUUACGAGAACAAGUUGGUCUAUGACGAAAUCCAGGGAUUUGGAUCUCGGCCUGUUUCACGGAAGCGAUCGUCAGGCCGGCAGCAAUAUCUGCGGCGGCCAUCUCAGAAGCUUGACUCUCUUCGAUACGCGAGGUCUGCUAGCUCCGGUUUUACUCGAAAACCAUCGGCCUGGACCAGACAGAGCUACUUUGAUCACCAGCGGAAUGUGACAGGAUCAUCUCGGCCUAAUGGGAAAGAGAAUGUCGGGUCUCCCGAAACAAAAAGAGUGCCCAAAGCAACUCCCGCGGAUCCUCGCCCCAAACGCCGUCGAACAAUAUUGCGAGAGGAUAGCGCUGAACCUGAACAACCACGUACUCACGGUGACUCACCCUCAAAAUUCGGUGACAGCAUGUCGUUGCUGCAGCGAAGCUUGAUGCAGCACGGGAUGCAAUUUGAGAAUGGAGACUACCUUGCACCUCCGGGUAUCUCGCAAUCAAUGCAGCGUCCAAGAACGCCGACUCCGAGUCAAAUUCGAUCAUCCCACGAAUCGAAGAUCGCACCGAGUGGAGAGUACUCGGAAGCGAACUACGAUGAGCUUGACUAUUCUGACUCCUUUUCUCUCGAGGGCGACAUUCCUCUUGUCAAGAUAACCGGCACUAGCGACUCGUCCCGGAAGGGUUCAAUCACUACCCAGGACUACCUCAACGAGGCCACGAAGAUUAUGGAUUUGAUCCGUUCCAAAGGCCGACCCGCGGCGGGGUUGACAAGUGUGCAGGAGUCUGAUCCGGACAGCGAAGACGGGGAUCUUAGCUUCGAAGACGAAUCCACGCGAGAGGCCUUCUCUCGUCCUCCUAGCCGAGAUGGAACCGAUUUGCGAAAGCAGCGCGAGCCGAAAGAGCUGAACCCUCAAAUUCUGAACUACUUGAAAAAGUACCAGGAAAGAGAAGAUUUAGAAUUUGGGGCAAAUGAGUCUGUCAUGUCAUUGAAAGUGGAUGGUCAGCUCAAGCCGGAUACCCAACUAUCCCGAGGACUGGCACCUGAGCAGAGGAAGCGAAAGCCCAGCGGAUCGAUGUAUGACGUUGCGGAGGAUAUCGCUCAUGAUUUGAUGACCAUCAACACUCAAAUGUCUGGCUUCAGUGUUCGCUCCGUUCCGACUGGAUCUUCGCAGAACUCUUCCGCAAAGGGAAUGCUGUCGUCAGAUCUCGUUGCGCAUUUGAUCCCAGAAGAGGUUAACGGUUUUGUAUAUGAUCGAUCGAAGCAUCAAUGGGUGAAGGACGAUGCAAAGCCGCCGGAGCCCGCGACUCGUCACCGAGAUGAUCUUGAUGACCCUUUCCAGGACAUUCCAGAUUUGAGUGUAGAUGAGCUUCAGGAAAUGAUGCGAGUCUAUGGUCUCAGCUCUCCUGCAAAGAGUCAGGCUGGGGAUCAGACUGAGAGUCAGCGUCAGCCACCAAGUGCCACCGCUUCCCCCGUCAAACCUGACCAACGGCCACACACAAGGGAUGGAUCUGCCAAUGCAAGCUUUCUACAGUCUCGGAGCACGCCCUUCACGUCGAGCGUUCCCAACUCAGGCACCCGAGCAACAUCAUGGGGGACGGAUGACAUUUCUGAAAAGAAUCGGGUUCCAGGGAAGUCCUCUUUACGAGGGGCCGCUGGUACAACGUCUGAACAACUGCCGAAAAAGUCACGCGUUGCGACAAUCUCCUUCUCGUCACCUCUCGUUUCCCAUGUUGCCUAUCGAGAUGAUCCGAACGAGUCAGAGCCAAGCACCCAGCAAGAAGAGUCAAAAUAUGAACCUUCCGGCCCGACCGAUCAGAAAGGGGGCCCUGCACGCUCGUCUCUACCCCCAAGGCAGCGCGAAACUUCUCUUGCAGGGCAACCAUUCGUUCGACGACCUGUCUCUCGAAUCGACGAGCGCAAUGAGGAGGGUGGAGACGAUCUCAGUCUUGUUCGGUUGAAUGAUUCCCCAGGUGCGACGGAUGCGACGGGGGCAACUACUACAGAGCAAUCGCUGGUUCCCGUUCUAUCCCCUGAGCAGGAAAACAGCUACAGCUUCCACCUCAGCCCACUGCCAGAUUUCUCUGUCAACCAACCUGAUCGACCUUUGAAUCUGGAAAUGAGCUAUGUGGCCCAGCGAACAAACCCGACGUCCCUUAGACAAGUGCACGGAACCUUUGCACUUGCAACAGAAGACUUGGUCAAGCACAUCACGGAUGUGGAGCCGUAUGAGCCAUACUGGGAGCAUGUUCGUCGCCUGGUGCUACGACAGAAGGGGCUGAUCACCUUGCACAAGCUGAAUCACUUUUGUCCCCGCCUCGAGGAUCUUGAUGUGUCUGACAAUGACAUUGGCCAAUUGAGUGGCGUUCCUUCAAGCCUCCGGACCCUCAAAAUCCCCAGGAAUUGCCUCUCUAACUUAACCCCAUGGAGCCACUUGACCAACCUGCAAUACCUGGACAUUUCUGGAAACGAUAUCGAGACCCUGGAUGGCUUCUCCAGUCUUAUUCAUCUGAGAGAGUUGAAGGCGAAUGACAAUCAAAUUCGGAACAUUGACGGGAUUUUGGAGUUGAAUGGGCUGUUGAGUUUGAAGCUCAGCAACAACUCGAUGACAGCUGUGGACUUUGAAGGAACUGAGCUGACCCGACUUCGCGAUCUUGACUUGAGUCACAAUUGCUUGACAUCUGUCCGCAACAUUGAAUGGCUCCCGUCGCUUGCGACUCUUGAUCUUAGCGCCAACCAAAUCACUCGGUUCGAGUCCCCAACUGCUCUUAUCAGCCUUCGUGCCCUGAGACUGUCGGGAAAUCGAUUGGACGUGCUUGACGUACAAAACUUCUCGUCUGUGAACCUUCUCUAUCUCGAUCAGAAUUGCCUGUCUACCAUUGCGGGCCUGGAGCAUUGUCACAAUUUAGAGGUCCUCUCAGUCCGCGAGCAGACGCCAGCCUCUCGUGACGAUUCUGAUUUUGCUCUGGAUAUUGACCUGGGCCUAGUCAAAGACGUUCGAAAAGUAUUCCUUUCAUCCAACAAGCUCUCUCGUGGAUCUAUUACCCCGACAACCCCUCUCUUACGACUUCAACUUCUCGACAUCGCUGCUUGCGCGCUGAAUGCUCUUCCUUCCGAAUUUGCGUCACGCUUCCCCAACCUGAAGGUGUUGAACAUGAAUUUCAACUCGGUCACGGAUCUGGAGCCCUUAGUAGGCAUGAACUGCUUGUCUAGGUUGACCGUUGCUGGAAACCGACUCGCGAGGAUGCGACGCGUUUGCCAAAUUUUGAGUCGUCUUGGAAGAGCAACCAAGGGAAACACUUGUUCCCUUCGCAAGCUUGAUAUACGGGGUAAUCCUCUUACAAUCGGAUUUUACCCUCCGGCUCUCACUGGAAACGGAUCAAAUGCAGAUCGCAAGAAAUUAAAGGACCAGGUCAACGCAGUCAUUCCACAACAGGAGAACCGCCGAGACUUGUCUGACGCCCUCGCUGAUCUCGACCACAACGACCAGGUUGCUCAUGCAGUUAGCUGGGAUGAGGGGUCCAAGCCCGAUCGGGAUGUGGAAGUGAACGAUCCUUUCACUCUUCCGCCCGCGGAUGCACAGGCGGAUGAGAAAUAUCUCCUUCGCUUGGAUCGUGCGACUCGUAUGCGCCGAAGUGUACUUGAGCUGCUUCUCUAUGCGGGAACCAGCGGGUCAUUGCAUCAUCUCGACGGGUUGGAGCUGCGACCAUCAUUGGGCCAAGACAAUCCAGACAUGGGUCAAGCCUGGACAAAAUUGGAGGAGCUGGGCGUUCUUCGUCGAAAGGCAAUUAAAGAUAAGGAGUGA